This is a messenger RNA of Eimeria tenella, 4005 nucleotides long. RefSeq names its product DNA-directed RNA polymerase III subunit, putative. Lineage: Eukaryota; Apicomplexa; Conoidasida; Eucoccidiorida; Eimeriidae. Gene Ontology annotation, biological process: DNA-templated transcription. Gene Ontology annotation, molecular function: DNA-directed RNA polymerase activity; DNA binding; ribonucleoside binding. Gene Ontology annotation, cellular component: RNA polymerase III complex. The transcript is spliced from 4 exons. The coding region runs from base 1 to 4005 and encodes 1334 amino acids. The record is from RefSeq and is a predicted model, not a curated record.
AUGCAGCAGCCUUUGGGGGGCCCCCGCAGGCCGGGGGGCCCUCCGAAGCCCGAGGGGGGAGAAAACCCUAAAUUGGAGGAUGGGGGCAGCUCCAGAGCAGCACUAGGAGGUGUUGCUGCGAAGAGGCCCUUUUUUGGUCCAAAGAUUCCUCAAAAGGAUGAAGACGCGAAGGCAGCAGCAGCUGCUGCGUCGUCCCCCCCAGCAGCAGCAGCAGCAGCAGCAGCAGACGGCGGCGACGCCCAGACGCCGAAGAAGGCCCCCCCCCCCAGCGCAGCAGCAGCAGCAGCAAGAGGGGGCCUGCCCCCGUUCGCGGCGAAGAAGCCCGGCGCGCGCGUGGCCUUCUGCGGAGACCCGAGCAGCAGCAGCAGCAGCAGCAGCAGCAGCAGCAGCAGCAGCAGCAGCGGGUGCCGGGGGGGCGCGCGGGUGCAGCGGCUGCAGGAGAAGUGGCGGCUGCUGCCGUCGUUCAUCGCAUGCAGGGGACUGGUGUCGCAGCACUUGUCUUCUUUCAACUAUUUAAUUGAAGAGGGACUCCGCAGCAUCGUGAGAGCAGCAGCAAACCGAUUAAUUCGUUCUGAUGUGGAUAGUUCGUUUUUCAUGGAGUUCAUGGAUGUGCGUGUGGGGCCCCCGCGGCUGGAGGACUGCAUGCAGCAGCAGCUGCUGCAGCAGCAGCAGCAGCAGCUCACGCCGCAGCUCUGCAGACUCCGCGAGCUCACCUACGCGGCUCCUCUUCUCGCGGAAAUUGAAUUUGCAAAAGGAAAUGAUAUUAUCAGAAGAAAAGGAAUCUUUAUUGGAAGUUUGCCAAUUAUGCUGCGCAGCAAAGCUUGUUUGCUGCACUCCAAGACGCAGCAGCAGCUGCAGCAAAUGGGCGAGUGCCCCCUGGACCCGGGUGGCUACUUCAUUGUCCGCGGCACUGAAAAGGUGCUGUUGAUGCAGGAGCAGCUGUCUAAGAACAGGAUCAUAGUGGAGCUGGACAUGAAGCGGAACGUGUGCGCGACGGUGACGUCUGCGACUGCGGAGGCGAAGAGCCGGACGGCGGUGGUGCUGAAGGGGGGCCGGCUGUACGUACGGCACAACUCCUUCACAGACGAUUUGCCCUUGUGCAUUUUGCUGCGGGCAAUGGGCGUGGAGAAUGACCAGGAGAUAACGCAGCUGAUUGGGUCUCCUGCUGCUGCUGCUGGGGAGAAGGGCCCCGCUGCUGCUGCUGGGGAGGGCUGCUGCGCCGCAGCUGCAGCAGAGCCCGUGUCGCUCUCGCUGCAGGACUGCCACACGGAGGGGACGCUGACGCAGCAGCAGGCGCUGCUGUGGGUGGGCUCGCGGCUGCGGCUGCGGACUUACGGGCGGGGCUUUUUUGCUUCUUCGCGGGAGCGGGAGAGCCGCAGCAGCAGCAGCAGCAGCAGGAGCAGCGCGGAGGAAGCGGUGGAGGCGCUGCACCGCGUGCUGCUGCCGCACCUGGCGAGCAGCGGGAACAACUUCGAGGCGAAGCUGCUGCUGCUGACACUGAUGGCCCGGCGCUGCUUAGCAGCAGCAGCAGCGCCGCAGCUGCUGGACGACAAAGACUACUACGGCAACAAAAGGCUGGAGCUGGCGGGGCAGAUGUUGGGUCUUUUAUUUGAAGACUUGUUCAAGAGGUUUUGCGCGCAGACGAAGAAGCAAAUAGACUUCGCGCUGACGCGCUUCCACCAAACCCGCAGCAGCAGCAGCAGCAGCAGAAGCAGGGAGGCCCUCGCCUACCCCGACUGCACCCGAAACCUCCCCACAGACAUCAUCACCCGAGGCCUCCAAACGGCACUCAGCACUGGCAACUGGAGCAUCAAGAGGUUCCGCAUGGAGCGCUCGGGAGUGGCGCAAAUCCUCUCGAGACUUUCUUACAUCGCCACUCUCGGAAUGAUGACAAGACUGAACUCGCAGUUCGAAAAGGGCCGCAAAGUCUCGGGGCCCCGCGCCCUCCAGCCCUCCCAGUGGGGGGUCUUGUGUCCGUGCGACACUCCCGAGGGCGAGAGCUGCGGACUUGUGAAAAAUUUGGCAUUAUUGACUCAUGUGACGACGGACGCGCCGGAGGGCCCCGCGCAGCGGGCCCUCUUCGCGCUGGGGGUCGAGGAGGCCCCCUCGUUGGGGCCCCAGGAGCUGCAUGCAGCAGCUGCGGGGCACUUGGUGUUUCUCAACGGGGCCCUCUUGGGGCUCCACAGGAGGCCCCAGCAGCUGCUUGCUGCAGUGCGGCUGCUGCGCCGCAGGGGCCUCCUGGGGCCCUUCCUGUCUGUACACCGCAACGCAGCGCACCGCGCCAUCUACGUGGCCACCGACGGCGGCCGGCUCUCGCGGCCGCUGAUUCUGGUGGAGGGCGGGCAGCCGCUGCUGCAGCAGCAGCAGCUGCAGCAGCUGCAGCGCGGGGAGCUGGCCUUCGGGGACCUGCUGAGCCGCAGCGUCCUCGAGUGGGUGGACGUGAACGAGGAAAAUGACCUUCUUAUUGCUCUCGACGAAGACAGCAUUUGCCCCGAAACCACCCACCUCGAAAUCGACCCUUUGGCCAUUUUGGGAGUUGUUGCGGGACUUAUUCCCUACCCCAACCACAACCAAAGCCCCAGAAACACCUACCAGUGCGCCAUGGGCAAACAGGCCUUGGGCGCAAUUGCCUUCAAUCAAUUCAACAGAUGCGACACUCUACUCUACCUCCUCGUCUACCCCCAACAGCCCCUCUGCAAGUCCCGCACUCUCGACCUCAUCAACUUCAGCCAGCUGCCAGCAGGUCAGAACGCGAGCGUGGCAGUGAUGAGUUACAGCGGGUACGACAUAGAAGACGCAAUAGUUCUGAACCGGGGUUCCGUGGAUCGGGGUUUCGGGAGGUGCUUCGCAAUAAGAAAACACACUGUGGACUUCAAGCAGUACUACAACGGGGCUUCGGACCGCGCCUUCCCCCCGCCCUCGCCUUCGGAGGGCAGCCGGGGCGGAGGGGGCCCCUCCGGGGGGGGCCCCCCGGGGGAGCGGGGGGGCCCGCGUGGGGCGGGCCGGGGGCUGGCGAGCAAGCGGUUCGCCGCAGUGGGGGAGGACGGGCUGGCAGAGGUGGGGGAACUUGUGGAACAAGACAUGGUGUUGGUGAACAGGUUUUCGCCAACGAACACAAAAGCUGCUGUUGCAGAUCCGCUGCGGCUGCAGCGCAGCGACUACAGCCCCGCCCCAGUCAAGUACAAAACGCCCGUGGCCGCGUACGUAGAUCGCGUGCUGCUGACGGAAAGCGCAGAGGGCUGCAGACUGGCGAAGCUGAUGCUGCGGCAGACGCGGCUGCCAGAGCUGGGGGAUAAGUUCUCCUCGCGGCACGGGCAGAAGGGGGUGGUGGGGUUGAUAGUGCCUCCGGAGGACUUGCCGUUUGCAGAAGACGGCUGGACUCCGGACUUGGUGAUGAAUCCGCACGGAUUUCCCUCGCGGAUGACUGUGGGGAAGCUGCUGGAGCUGCUCGCGGGCAAAACUGCGCUGCUCACGGGGCAGCUGCAGUACGGCACUGCGUUUGGGGGUACCCCCGCGGCGGAGCUGGCGCGGGCGCUGCUCGCGGGGGGCCUCCACUACUCGGGGAAGCAGUACCUGACUUGCGGGUUCACAGGGGGCCCCCUGCAGGCGUAUGUCUUCUGCGGGCCCAUCUACUACCAAAAACUCAAACACAUGGUUCAGGACAAAAUCCACGCCCGCGGCAGGGGCCCCCGCCAGCUGCUCACGCGCCAGCCCACCGAGGGCCGCGCCAAAGACGGGGGCCUCCGACUUGGCGAAAUGGAAAGAGACUGUCUCGUGGCUUACGGGGCCUCGGCCUUGCUGAUCGAGCGUCUGGUCUUGUCCAGCGACGCCUUCGAGGCCACGGUCUGCACGCGCUGCGGCCUCAUUGGCUCCAACGGCUGGUGCAACAUGUGCAAGAGUUCCGCCAACGCAGCCACUGUGCAGAUUCCCUACGCAUGCAAGUUGCUUUUCCAGGAACUCAUGAGCAUGAACGUCUGCCCCAGAAUUUCCCUCAAAGAGGUCUGA